AUGGCGAAUGAAAAUUUUCCAAGUGGUGGUGCACCUGAAUUUCCCGAAUUUUCAACACAACUAACUAUUGGUGGCAGGACAGUUUCUAAUGAAGUCACUCCAAAUUCAGAGGAUUCAACUCCUAAGAGCAGGAAAACUCAGCAACCAGCAUGGAACAUUAAACAAAAUUUGGUGCUAAUUAGUGGGUGGAUUAAAUUUGGAACAAGCAGUGUUAUCGGGAGAAACCAGAAAGGUGAAACAUAUUGGGGUAAAAUUGCUGAGUAUUGUAAUGAGCAUUGCUCAUUCGAUCCUCCGCGUGAUGGACCUGCAUGCCGAAACUGUUUUAAUUAUAUGAACAAAAUGUUGGGUAAAUGGAUUGACGCUUAUGAUGGCGCUAAGCGUUUGCAAGGAAGUGGUUGGUCGGAGAAUGAUGUUUUGGCAAAAGCGCAGGAAUUAUAUGCAUGUGGGAAGAAUGUUAGAUUCACAUUAAUGGAAGAAUGGCACGCUCUCCGUGAUCAACCACGUUAUUGUAGUCAAGUAGGAGGAAAUAUUGGCUCAGGAAGUAGUGGAUCUAAGAGAUCUCGCGAGAGUGAUGCAUGUGGCUCAAACACUGUAGAAUCCAGUGCUCGUCCUAUAGGAAGGGAGGCAGCUAAAAAAAGGGCUAACAAUAUAGCCUUGGAAAAGACUAAAACUAAGAAAAUGAAGAUGUAUCUAAAGCUAACUUCCGAAGAGCAUCUAGAUGACCGGAAGAAACAGCUGUUGAUAAAGUUGGAGGCAGAACUGUUUGAUAAUUAA
This is a messenger RNA of Vicia villosa (hairy vetch), 774 nucleotides long. RefSeq lists its product as uncharacterized. The record is from RefSeq and is a predicted model, not a curated record. Bases 1 to 774 code for a protein of 257 amino acids. The transcript is spliced from 2 exons. Lineage: Eukaryota; Viridiplantae; Streptophyta; Magnoliopsida; Fabales; Fabaceae.